This is a messenger RNA of Grammomys surdaster, 568 nucleotides long. RefSeq names its product oogenesin-2-like. The record is from RefSeq and is a predicted model, not a curated record. Gene Ontology annotation, cellular component: cytoplasm. The annotation marks the transcript as partial. NCBI's taxonomy places the organism in Eukaryota, Metazoa, Chordata, Mammalia, Rodentia, Muridae. The transcript has a single exon.
GUCCCUGAUGACACCCUUGAAGAUUCUCUCCAUCACUGGAUACCAAAUUUCACAGUCAGACUUGGAUUUCUUCCCUUGCUGUCAGAGCCUGUUUCAGCUAAAACAUCUGGACUUGAGAGGUGUGGUCUUACAGGAUUUUGACCUUAUGCCUCUGAGAGGUCUCCUAGAGAAAGUGGCAGACACUCUUAAGACUCUGGAUUUGCUGGGGUGUAGGAUAGAGGACUCCCAAGUCAAUGUCCUCCUACCUGCCCUCAGACAAUGCUCUAGGCUCAGAUAUGUCAACUUCUACAACAAUGACUUCUCCAUGGCCAUCCUGAAGGACCUUUUUCAGCACACAGUCAACUGGAGCAAGAUGAAGGUGGAAAAAUACCCUGCCCCUCUGGAGUGCUAUGAUGACUUGACUCAUCUCUUCAAAGAACGAUUUCCCCACCUUUGUCAGGAUCUUGUGGAUACACUCAGGGCAGUAAGGCAACCCAAGAACAUCUCUUUUGCUACAUUAAUCUGCCAUACAUGUGACGAGCGUUGUGUCUAUGAUCAGGUAUCCAGACUUUGUGGCUGCUGGGAGUAA